Messenger RNA from Mucor velutinosus, 654 nucleotides. RefSeq lists its product as uncharacterized. The transcript has 2 exons. Gene Ontology annotation, biological process: intracellular protein transport; endoplasmic reticulum to Golgi vesicle-mediated transport; protein retention in ER lumen. Bases 1 to 654 code for a protein of 217 amino acids. Lineage: Eukaryota; Fungi; Mucoromycota; Mucoromycetes; Mucorales; Mucoraceae. The record is from RefSeq and is a predicted model, not a curated record. Gene Ontology annotation, cellular component: endoplasmic reticulum; Golgi apparatus; COPII-coated ER to Golgi transport vesicle.
AUGGCGAAACACUCUUUGAUCUAUUUAUGUGUAGCUCUUUUAUUUACACUCUUGCUCGGACCUCAAGGCUCAGAUGCAACAGCAUUAACAUAUAACCUUGCAGCAAACGAGAACGCCUGCUUUUACAUUUGGGCUGACAAACCAGGCAAGAAGCUCGGUUUCUAUUUUGCUGUUCAACAAGGUGGCUCAUUUGAUAUCGAUUAUGAUGUAAAGGGACCUGAUGGUGUAUCCAUUUUAAACGGAGAACACGAGCGUCAAGGCGAUUAUGUAUUCACUGCUAAUGCUUAUGGAGAGUACUCUUUCUGUUUCUCUAAUGACAUGUCUACAUUUGCUGAAAAAUUGGUGGAUUUCGAGAUUACUGUUGAAAAUGAAGUUCGACCCAACUUCCAAAAGGAUGCCUAUGGCAAUGAGCAACCCGCUAAACUCAGUGAAAUGGAAGAAUCAUUAUUUCGCCUGUCAGGAUCAUUGACCAACAUUGCUCGCACACAAAAGUAUUUCCGUACAAGAGAGAACCGCAAUUCAGCUACCGUCACUUCAACCGAAAGCAGAAUCUUUUGGUUUGCUUUCAUGGAAAGUCUUGCCAUCAUCUCAAUGGCUUGUUUGCAAGUCUUUGUGGUCAAGAACUUUUUCAAUGUCAAGAAGGGUGGUGUUUAA